UGACUACAUCUGUGUCACCUGGUUGUGACAUCACACCCGCCUUUAAAUAAUUGGCUUCUACUUUCUUCCGGCUUUAGUACUAAACAGUAAAUGGAUGUGUACGAGUGCAAUGUGUGUAAACGUUCCGUGUUUACAAGCCGAAGGAAACACGUUUAUGAGCGAGGUCAUAGAGAGCGGCUUUCGGGACUGCUAAAUACAUUUGGCAGCAAGGUUGCUGUUGCACGGAAAAUGAUAAAGGUUGCUUCUGUUGUAAAAUAUGAUCCACUGGAGCAUGAACAACAAUUCUGGUGUUACUGUUGUGAACAAGAAGUUAAAAGACACACUAGUGAUGGGACCCUCACAGCGUUGUAUGGUGGCAUGCUGGAGCAUAUGAAAAGUCCACCUCACCAGAAAGCAGUGAAUAAAUUCUGGUGGUUACAUCAAGCUGAGAGGAACCAGAAAGAGCAAUUUUUACUCACAUCUGAGGAAUACGAGAGGUUCAAAUCAUCACUUAUCAAAGCACUUGAAAACUAUGAGGAAACAGAAGAUGUUUUCUUAAAAGAGGUUGCGGCACAUAUCCGAGAGGUUGAAUCUAGCCGACUUUCGAUGUUGCAGUCUCUCCUAGAGCCUGUGACUCAGCCUUCAGGAGAGGAAGAGGUCUGGAGCAAUGAUGCUUAUUUAACAUGCAGAUCUGCCACUUAUAUAGAAGCCAUAGACACAGAUUGUAAUGAGGCUGGGCCUAGUGGCGUCAACAGCAAGGCACUUGGAAUUCCUCCUACUGGAAGUGGACCGCCUCUGACAUUUAUUGGUCAUCAGGUGAUGCCUGAAAAGGGGAAUAUAUACACAGGUGCACUCCCACCUUGGAUGAUUCCUGAUGAAGAGGGGACUGAGGUGCAGCAAGAGAUUGGCCCAUCACAUGAAGAAUUCCUAAAACAAAAGGAGAAGAUGAAGCUAAAGAAACUUCCUCCUAACAGAGUAGGCGCAAACUUUGACCACAACUCCAUUACAGAUGAAGGCUGGCUCCCUUCGUUUGGCAGAGUGUGGAACAGUGGAAGAAGGUGGCAGUCUCGCCAUCAGUACAGAACGGAGGCAGGUGGCAAAGAUGCAAAGAAGAGGAGGUGUGAUGAGGACUAACCGGAUUAAUCUGUUUCAAAUAAACUGUUUACAGCACCUUCA
Messenger RNA from Xenopus laevis (African clawed frog), 1155 nucleotides. It is a transcript of the gene cenatac.S, whose product is annotated as centrosomal AT-AC 4 S homeolog. Lineage: Eukaryota; Metazoa; Chordata; Amphibia; Anura; Pipidae. The coding region runs from base 91 to 1113 and encodes 340 amino acids. The record is from RefSeq and is a predicted model, not a curated record. The transcript is spliced from 11 exons.